This is a messenger RNA of Papilio xuthus (Asian swallowtail), 2533 nucleotides long. RefSeq lists its product as uncharacterized. The transcript has 6 exons. Bases 357 to 1448 code for a protein of 363 amino acids. Gene Ontology annotation, molecular function: DNA binding. Lineage: Eukaryota; Metazoa; Arthropoda; Insecta; Lepidoptera; Papilionidae. The record is from RefSeq and is a predicted model, not a curated record.
CGCGUCGGCGUAUCCAUUGGGGAAGUGUUCUCCUGGCGAACGGUCGUGUCAUCGCAGCCGUGCUAGUGUGAAUAUCCGAACGCGUUCAUUUAUUGUUCGAAAUUUAAAACAUUCUAUUCAAAAUACAAAUGACAGUUUAACGUUUUUAAAUUGAAAUUUGUUUUUUUUUAAAUAUUUUUUUUUAAAUAGUUAACGCGAUAUUUAAUCGGCCGUGUCAUGUUUGCGGUUUUUAAACAUCGAACCUAUUGUCGAAGGCAUUAAGAAUUUAUAAAACAGAUAUCUUUUGUUUGUUGAAACAAUAAAUAAACGUUUCUGUGAUAACGUGGACGGAUUUUUGUGUCAAAUAAAGUGCCGUGAUGUCGUGUAACAAAUUCGGCACGAAAAUGGGUAAAGAGGUGCAAAAACGAUGGCGGUCUAUCCGCGACUCGUAUACCAAGUCGUACCGGCAGGGCAAAUGCGCCCCAGAGCAGUGUCAGCCUGGAAGCCGACGCUACCAGUACCACAAGCAGAUGUCCUUCCUGCACCGCGCGCUACAGAACAGGAAGCCACGCUAUUCACAAGACAAAUACGAAUCUUACUCCGAAGUAUCAAAUUCACCGCAACAUCCGGCGCCGGAUGAAGUCAUACCGAGAAUCAAACACGAGACCAUAGACAAGCCUCUAGAUCUCAAGACGAAACCGGACCCGCCUGAAAAACCGGACACAGUAGACAAAUGCAACCAGGCGACCAUAAAAAAUGCAAAGAGCCCAUCACUAGAAAUCAAAAUUGACGCGAAUUCGAUCCUUCCGGACGAUCAUUUUGACGAUGACAAACUUUUUAUGAAUUCUUUACUUCCUCUUUUUAAAAAGAUGGACGAUGAUACCCGUCUUUUGUGUCGCAUUGAAGUUUUAAAGAUUAUAAGAUACGCUUUACAAGGGAAUAAAUGCUUCGAAGCUUUAAAAAUGGCGGAAGACAGCUUCUUUAAGAACCGUAUUAGCGGUAUAUUGGCCAAAGAGGAAGUGUUGGAUACACCUGUUAACUCUCCUAAGAAUGCAUUGUCUGAACCUAAAUUGUCUAUGACCACUCGUUCUGCUGAUGGCAGCAGACCUGUGAGGAAACGAAGGGCUCGUUCUCCAUCGCCUCUACCGAUGCCGCCCAAAAAGAGGGGACCAGGUCGUCCUAGAAAGGUUCGUCCUCCUCCAUCUGACUCUGAAGAGGAACCCACCGCAAGGAAACAGUAUCCCAAGCUGAAAGUAGCUCCCGUCGAGAUCUCUCAUCUCUCUGAGUACGAUGAGACAUUAAACAGGGCUACAAGUGUAUCACAACUGCCUAAACCUAUGUUUAUGAGGAUGUACAACUUGGAAAGAUCAAAACCUAGUCAAGCAACACCGCCGGCGCAAUCCGUGCAGGUCACCGUCAAAUCGGAACCCAUAGACACGUUCGAGACGACGCAGUGCAGCAACAUGUAAACGUCAGUUUGACAGAUGUCAAAAGUGUUACCAUAUAAAAAAAACUUAUGAACUCUCGUGCCAGUUUCACGGUUUUUUAUCAAUAUUUCGUUGUGUUGGUACCAUAUUAUAUAUAACAUAUGGAUCAAUUUGAAAGUUGGAAUGUAAUUCUUAUUGUCAGGGUCGUAAGGUUUAUAAUAUGAAUGGUGGUAUGACAUUAAAAAUUUAAAUAUUUAUUGUAAUGUCCAAUUACAUACAUCCGAUAUUAUUUCUAUUUGAAUAUCUUUAAUUUUGAAACUAUUUAAAUACACUUCAAUUUAUCAACUAUUAUAAGGAGAUUGGAAAUUCGUGGACAUGGCAACAUUAACAAAUUUAAAAAAGGUUCAUUAAAUGUUGUACAGAUAAUAAAAUGAAUGUUUUCUUUGUUAUUUUGUAUGAAUGUGGGGAGUGAAAUGUGAUAAUUUAAUGUUUAAGUUUUUGAUUUAACGAAGUACAGUUUUAUUGUGAAUUUGGAGGUCCAUACUAUAUCGUCAUUGUUUGUUAGUGGUUGGUAUGUAUUUAGUUAUGUUUAAAUCGUCAUGUUAUGUAAAACUUUGUUUCUUUUAAAUAUUAUGUCCUUUGGGUGAAAUCAGAAUUGCGAUCAAAUUAUGUGUUAAUUAAUUAAUCAAAUUAAAGGCUAAAAACCUCUUAUAAUAUUGUUUUAGUAAGAUAAAAAUGCAUUUUUAUUUUGUACAUUGAUGUAAGUGUUAAAUAUAAGUUGAAAAGUUUCAUUUCUUGUUAUACAUACAAUUUGGCGGAUGAAUUUUGUUUAGUUUUUUUUUUUUAUAUAAAAUGGCGUCCAAAUUUAUAAAUGUCCGUUUUAUAUAGAUAAUGCAUUCCGUUAUUAGAAGUAUAGUCAAUGGUAUAAUGUCAUUGUAAAUUAUAUGUCUAUUUGAAAUAAAUGAAUUAAUGAAAAUGUUACUUUUAUUUAACCUGAAUACAAUUUUAGUAAAAUUGAUCGUUAAAAAAGGAAUUUUUAAAGUCUCUUUUGUGAUUUAUUCACAUCCCUAAUGUCCUAUGAAUAGCUGUCAACUUUUAUCGGUUCGAAUUCUUAAAAAAAUACGAGU